AUGGGUCGCGAUGGCAAAGUCCACCUACAGGGAGAGGAAGACUCCAAGCUGAUUCGUCCUCCAACUCUUUCCUUGAAGUUUGCCAGUUUCAGAAUUGUGAAUAGACAGCAACUUAUAAUGGCUUCUCCACUUGUUGAAUUGCCAGCUGACACAGUACAACGAGUUGCAUCUGAACUUAGGUGCCAGCCAACAGACGAGAGGGUUGCCCUGCGCCUCGAUGAGGAAGAUAAGUUGAAGCAUUUCAGAGAACAUUUUCAUAUUCCAAAGAUGAAAGAUCUACCUCCAAUUGAUUUAUCUUUAGUGAAUAAGGAUGAAAACGCCAUUUAUUUCUUGGGAAAUUCUCUUGGUCUUCAACCAAAAAAGGUUAAAACAUAUCUGGAAGAAGAACUGGAUAAGUGGGCCAAAAUGGGUGCCUAUGGUCAUGAAGUAGGGAAACGUCCUUGGAUUACAGGAGAUGAAACGAUCGCAGGCCUUAUGUCUGACAUUGUAGGAGCCAAUGAGAAAGAAAUAGUCCUAAUGAAUGCUUUGACUAUUAAUUUACAUCUUCUACUGUUAUCAUUCUUUAAGCCUACACCAAAGAGGCAUAAAAUUCUUCUAGAAGCCAAAGCCUUCCCUUCAGAUCACUAUGCAAUUGAAUCACAACUUCAGCUUCAUGGGCUGCACAUAGAGAAGAGUAUGCUACUUAUAAAGCCAAGAGAGGGGGAAGAAAUCUUGAGACUAGAGGAUAUCCUUGAAGUUAUUGAGAAGGAAGGAGAAUCAAUCGCAGUGAUCCUGCUAAGUGGGGUGCAUUAUUAUACUGGCCAGCUGUUUAAUAUGCCUGCCAUCACAAAGGCUGGGCAAGCCAAGGGUUGUUUUGUUGGCUUUGAUCUCGCACAUGCAGUUGGAAAUGUUGAACUAUCCUUGCACGACUGGGGAGUCGAUUUUGCCUGCUGGUGCUCCUACAAGUAUCUAAAUUCAGGAGCAGGUGGCCUUGCUGGUGCAUUUGUCCAUGAAAAGCAUGCCCAUACAAUUAAGCCUGCGUUAAUAGGGUGGUUUGGCCAUGACCUCACUACCAGAUUUAAAAUGGAUAACAAAUUGCAGCUGAUUCCUGGUGCCUGUGGAUUCCGAAUUUCAAACCCUCCCAUUUUACUGGUCUGUUCCUUACACGCUAGCUUAGAGAUCUUUAGUCAAGCAACCAUGAAAGCAUUGAGAAGAAAAUCUAUCUUGCUAACUGGUUACCUGGAAUACAUGCUCAAGCACUACUACAGCAAAGAUAAAGCAAAACCCAAUAAACCGUUUGUGAACAUAGUUACUCCAGCCUGUACGGCAGAUCGAGGCUGCCAGCUAACACUCACAUUUUCAGUUCCCAUCAAAUACGUCUAUGAAGAACUAGAAAAACGAGGAGUGGUAUGUGACAAGCGGGAGCCCAAUGGCAUCCGGGUUGCUCCAGUUCCUCUCUACAAUUCUUUCCACGAUGUUUAUAAAUUUAUCAAUGUGCUCAAUUCUGCGCUGGAAUCUGCAGAAUCAAAAUAUGACCGUGGUUUCUAGAAUAACGUAAGCAGCUAAGAUUCAAACGUGAUGCGGCUAUUUUAACCAGUUUUGAUUAACUGCUAUAAUUUUUGAUCAAGAAAAGAUUUAUGUUAAUAUAAUUUUAAAAACUGGCUGA
Molecule: messenger RNA, 1645 nt
Organism: Sorex araneus (European shrew)
Lineage: Eukaryota; Metazoa; Chordata; Mammalia; Eulipotyphla; Soricidae
Gene: KYNU
Product: kynureninase
Exons: 15
Coding region: 1-1527 (508 amino acids)
Biological process (GO): NAD+ biosynthetic process
Cellular component (GO): cytoplasm
Molecular function (GO): pyridoxal phosphate binding; kynureninase activity
Source: RefSeq, a predicted model, not a curated record